UAGACUUUGAGGAAACUCUGAUACAUAAGCUAUUCUUCUCAAUCUCCUCGUCCGGGCUGGGAGAAUGACAAAUCGUCAUGUGAUCCGCAGGCCAAAGGUGAUUCGGGGCUCACUGUCAGCCCCGCACAUAUUCACUCCCUCCGAUGUUCUAUUCCACUGGAAGGUUGAUUACCCGCAUCAACGACACCCCGACAACCCGAAGUCGGAACGGUGGCAAUCUACCAUCGGUUUCAGAACAAUCUGUCAGCAAUCAACCAGACAUGGAGGUACAAUACGACUCCCAGAUACACGCCAUAGGCCAGAAAGCUCAAGAACGUAACCUCGACCUUCAAGAAGUCAGUGACUACUACCACACAUGCCACGCAGCCGCCCAACGAUCCUGCUCCCAUCCAGAAGUGCCGCCAAUCUACCAUCAAUUCUUGGCUGAACGUGAGACUUGGACGUACUACUUCGAAGAAGAGUUCCCUGGCAAAGACCCUCUCUACGACUGCUUUGUCGCUGCUUUGAGUCAAAGCGAAACGAAUCAUACUCGGCGCAUCGAGCAGCUGGAGGUCGCGCUUCAGCGGGCGGAUUUGAUCAUACACAGCAAGGAUGACCUUCUUAGUAUCAAGGAAGAGACCCUGUUGGCUAACAAGGCUCUGAUGUCUGGCAAGGAUGAUAUCAUCAAGAUCAGGGAGAGCGAGAUCCGGACAGAAAUUGGGUUGGUCAAGGCACACGAGAAUACAAUCGCUUGGCAGAACAGGGACAUUCAGGAGCGCAACACCACUAUCAAGCAACUCAAGAAGAACCUUCAGGAGCUAAACCACACAGGCACUCCUCGGGAUGUUCAAAAGCUCCAGAACACCUUAGAAAACCGAACCAAAGAGAUCAAAAACACACAAAACACGAUUCGCAAGAGGAAUGAUGCGAUCAAGUCCCUUACGGCCAGGCUUCAAAAGUACGAAGCCAGUGCCAGCAACAAACAGGGCAGGAACAAGGUCAAGAAGGAGGUCAAGAGAGAAAAUAAUACUCACAUCAAGCAUGAGUCAAUGGAAUACUAGAUCUGUGGCGCGUCGAAUGGGAAGUUUAUUAUUCGGAUACAGAUGGAAUGAUGGAGCAAUGGGACAGUGCUGUUCUAGGACACUUG
Molecule: messenger RNA, 1126 nt
Organism: Hyaloscypha bicolor E
Lineage: Eukaryota; Fungi; Ascomycota; Leotiomycetes; Helotiales; Hyaloscyphaceae
Exons: 4
Coding region: 144-1040 (298 amino acids)
Source: RefSeq, a predicted model, not a curated record